AGGAGACCUCGUUAGUCGCUCGAAGGGCCCCCCAGGUUUUGCUUCAUGGCGGAGGAGCCGGCAGCGAAGAAACAGAGGACGGAGGAGGACGCGGCGGCGGCGCCCGCCGCUCCGGCGGCUCCGGCGGCUCCCGCGGCGCCUGAGGAGAAGGAGAAGGAUGCCCCGAAGGCGAGCGGGCCCAAGCUGAAGGAGGCCGUGACCUUCCUGACGCAGGACACGACCCUGAACGUCAUGGUCUCGGCUUUGGGGAAUCUGCUGAUGCCGCUCUCGGACGGCGGCAUCCGGCACCUCCUAGCCGGUGCCAGAACGAACGUGGGCCUGAAGGGAGGGAGGUACAUGUUCGAGGCAAAGAUCGUAGAGCAGGUGGCGCGAGGGGAUGAGAGCGGCAAGCCCGCGCCCAAGCAUGUGAUGCGGAUCGGUUUCUCCACGGCGUCCUCGCCUUUGGUCAUGGGCCAUGGUGACACCGACAUCUGCUUCGACAUGGAGGGCGUUAUGAUCCAUGAGAAGAAGCGAACGCCCCUAGGAGUGGCAGCUAGAUAUGGCAGGGGUAGCGUCCUAGCGGUGCUGUUGAACUUGGACAAGAACAGUCCGAACGCCGGCACCGUGAGCCUCUUCAAGGACGGGAAGAGGGUCUGCGAGCCUCAGCCUCUCCCGGACUCUCUUCAAGGCAAGACGCUGUACCCGACCAUCAACUAUCGCAACGUGGCGGUGAAUGUGAACUUCGGCCCGGUGCCCCAAGCCCCGCUUCCGUUCACUUGCACCAUGGUUGCGGAAGCUUUGGCAUCCCACAGCGCGGUGACGGCCGCUGGCUCCGCGGAGUGUGAGGUGGUCUUUGCGUGCUGUCUGCCAGACCACGGCGGGUUCGACUGGUUGGACCUGUGGAAGGCCAAGAACCCCAAGUACACGGAGCUCUCGGACCGCGCCAUCCUAGACUGGGCGGAGAAGAGCGGCAUCCCCUUCCAGAAGAACGUCUCCUCCAACGACAAGCCGGACGCCAAGUUCGGCAUCCCCGAGAUGGAGGAUAUGAGCAUCAAGCGGAUGAUCCAGGCCAUGGCACCGCUGCAGAAGCGGAACUACGUGGUGAUGGAGGUGCGGGGCAACCUCAUCAAGGAGAAGCGCGCGGAGGGCCUGGCCCGCUUCUUUGACAGCUGCUUCAAGAAGAAGGCCUGCGUGGUCAUUGGGGACCCCUCCGCGGACUUCAAGAAGAAGUCCUUGGAGCUGAUGCUGAAGGACAAGCAGGAGAAGGCCGACCUCGAGUUCAAGAAGCAGAAGGACGAGGAGGCGCGCAAGCGAGCCAUCGAGAAGAAGGCCAAGGAGGCGGAGAAGGCCAAGAAGAAGGCGGAGAAGGAGCGAUUGAAAAAGAUGGCGGAGAUGAAGAAAGCGCAGGAGAAGGCCAAGAAAGAAGCCGAGAAGAAGAAGGCUGAGGCGGAAGGAAAGGAGCUCCCUGAAGAGGAGGAGGAGGAGAAGGACGUCGAAAUGGAGGACGAGGUCGAGGAGGAGGAGGAGGAGGACGUCGAAGAGAUGGAAGCGGAUGAAGAGCCCCCAAAAGUGAAGCUGACGCCAGAGGAACAGAAGUCCACCUUCCGGAAGCUGGCGGUGCCGGACGUGCCGCAGACGGUGCUGAACACCAGCUUCACCAAGUUCUCCCUGCCCGAGGCUGCGGAGGGCUUCGAUGAUAUCGUCUACGAGUGGACGAAGGGCGAGAAGGCCGGGGCCUUCCUGCAGAAGUGGGUCAUGGAUCGGAAGCUGACAAGCCGGGUGGAGGACUUGACGCCCUCCGCCUGGUUCAAGCAGAAGAACGGGGCCUGGCAGAAGGUGUUCCAGAAGUGGCAGCAGAAGCAGCAGGAGUUCCGGCAGAAGCAGCAGAAGAAGGCGCAGGAGAAGGCGCAGAAGGAGGCCAAGAAGGCACAGGCCGCCAAGCUGGCGGAGAUGAAGGCGGCCGCCGAGAAGGCCAAGAAGGAGGCGGAAAAGGCUGAGAAGGACGAGGAGAUGGAGGCCAAGGAGGAGGAGGAGGAUGUGAAAGAAGAGGAGAAGGAGGACAAGGCAGAUGAGGAGGAGGAGGAAGAAGAGGAGGAUGUGGAUUUUGAGGGCAUUGACAUCUUCGGCAUUGACGAGGUGGAUGACAUUGGGGGAGGCAUGCCCUUGUACAAGGACUUCGGGAUGGAGGAUUGGGCUUUGAUGUCCUUGUGCUUCGAGCUGCAGCUUAUGGCUCAUGCCUUCAAGAAGGACUGCAACGACCCAGACCGCAAGGGCAUGAUCUUGGAGCACCUGGGCUUCUACUUCAACCGCUACUACUCCAAGCCGCUGAGCCCCAAGAACUUCGGGGUGGAGUCGGAGGCGGAGCUGGUGGAGCUGGCGAAGGACUGCGUUUUCUUCAACAAGGACAAGGUCUUGGAGUCGCUGCUGGACGAGGAGAUCGAGUACCCGCAGGUCUUUGUGAAGAUCGCAGAGGAGGGCCGAAGGCACCGGGCGCUGCUCUUUGACAUGGGCAACGAGAGCGCCAAGCUGAAGGUCUCUGGACAUGUCGCCAAGGGCGGCAAGGAGGGCAAGGACGGCAAGGGCAAGUCCCAGAAGGGCUUCGGCAAGGGCGCCAUGGGUAUGGGCCCCAUGGGCGGCAUGGGCGGUCCCAUGGGCGGCAUGGGCGGUCCCAUGGGCGGCAUGGGCGGCAUGGGCGGCAUGGGCGGCAUGCCCUUCGGCCAGAAGGGCGGAAAGGGCUUUAUGCCUUUCCAGAAGGGCGGCAAAGCCUGGAAGGGCAAGUGAGCGGCCCAUGUAUGAGAACGGUGUGGACCUGUACAAUAGAGGCGCAUCGGACACACAUUUUGGCACCCAGCUUCAGCAAAGGGGGGCUAGACCACAUGAAGAUGUAGAUCAGUGUGCAAUCGGCUGACAGCCCACUCAGCAAACAUUUGGGAAGAGCAGACAGACAAUGGAUAAGACAACCGUUUGCCUUCGCUCGGUAUUGCACA
Messenger RNA from Effrenium voratum, 2966 nucleotides. The record is from the annotation of a GenBank genome assembly. Lineage: Eukaryota; Dinophyceae; Suessiales; Symbiodiniaceae.